UUUCUAUGGACCCCACUUUCUUCUCCCUCACAACAAUUUCCACCCAUGAAUUCUCCUCACUUCACUCUCACAAAAUCUUCUAACAUUAAACCCAGAAAAAGGAAAAAAAGUAUAAAAUAACGUAACUUUUUUUUUUUCAAUUAAAUACUACUAUAUAGUUAAAAAAAAUUCCUUUAUUUUAAGUUUUUAACCCCUUUGUUUUGAAUUUAAUUUUUGUUUUUUUCCUUUUGCUGUAUGUUUGUAUGUACCUUCCAAAAGAAAAACCAUUGUACCAAAACAAGAGAAAUCUUGAAGAAGAAGCGAAGUUUUUUCCGUCAAGAUUCUGGGUUUUGUUUUUAAGGAGGAUAUGGAGAGAUGGAGAUGUUGUGUGAGUAAGAACAACAAGAAGAACAAAAACGACAGUAAUAGUUGCAGUUUUGGAGUCUUCUUCUUCAGUUUUCAUUACAUAUAUUGUCGCAAAGUUGCGUGGUGUUUCAGUUUCAUAUUGUUUUGGGUUUGUUCUCUAUGUGUUUGAUGAAAUGUCUCAGAAAAGAACACAAGAUGAUUCUUCUAUUUCUUUUAGUAAACCCAACAACUUAGAGGGUAAUCAUAGCCCUGAUGAUAAGCGUCGCAAAAGUAUUCCUUCUUUUAGAAGUGUGGUUCUGGAGGUGAUGAGACAAAAUAGCUUCCAGAAUGCAUUGGAGCCUAUGCUUCGUCGAGUUGUUAAAGAAGAGGUAGAAUCAGCAAUAAAGAAGCAUAUAAUGACUUUGAAGCGGAGUUCUAUGGAAGAUGUGUUUCCUUGUGAAUCAAGAAACCUGCAACUGAAAUUCUUGAGCACUCUCUCUCUUCCAGUGUUUACUGGAACUCGAAUUGAAGGGGAAGAUGGUUCUGCGAUUAAAGUGGCUCUAACAGAUGCUGCUACUAAAGAAGUUGUCCUGGAUGCUCCUGAGUCUUCUGCAAGAUUAGAAAUAGUAGUUCUUGAAGGAGACUUUGAUGGUGAUGAGGGCGAAAAUUGGGCAAUAGAAGAAUUUAAAAAUAACAUUGUGAGGGAAAGGGAAGGGAAAAAACCUCUUCUUACAGGAGAUGUACAUCUAUUUCUUAAAGAGGGUGCUGGUUCUGUUGGUGAAAUUUCAUUUACAGAUAACUCAAGCUGGACAAGGAGCCGUAGAUUCAGACUUGGGGCAAGAGUUGUUGGAAACUCUGAUGGAGCUAGAAUUAGAGAAGCAAAGACAGAAUCCUUUAUUGUCAGGGACCAUCGUGGAGAGUUGUACAAGAAACACCAUCCCCCAUCUCUAUCCGAUGAAGUUUGGCGAUUGGAAAAAAUUGGAAAAGAUGGAGCAUUCCACAAACGAUUGAGCAUAGAACGGGUGAGGACAGUGAAAGACUUUCUGAUUUUGCUCCAUCUGGAUCCUGCACGGCUCAGGAAUAUUCUGGGCUCUGGUAUGUCUGCCAAGAUGUGGGAAGUGACCAUAGAACAUGCUCGAACAUGUGUACUUGACCAAAAAGUAUACCUGUAUUAUUCACCAGUGUCUCAGCAUAGCAAUGGUGUGGUCUUCAAUGUCGUGGGACAAAUAACGGGCCUUUACUCGGAGACUCAGUACAUUCCUGUUGAUAAGAUGUCUGAAAGUGACAAGCUUGAUGCACAAAGAAUGGCUACUGAAGCUUUUCAGCACUGGGAUGGAGUGAUCUCUUUUGAAGAUAUGAACUCCCUCAUUAGCAUGUCCUCACAGACAGCAGACUCAGGCUCUCUAAGUACAGAGACUUCAGAUGCAAGCAAAGUUUUGACUUCUCAAAGGACAAACAGAUUAGAUUACGCACAACCAAGCACAACAUCUCCCGAUAGUUUCUCUCCUCUCUAUUCAUUGGGAUGCUUGAGCAAUCCGGAUGAGUUUCCUUUACAGGCUAUAGACGCCUUAGACCUCAGAUAUGACCAUUCCCUGUUUUCCCCCUCUAACUCGAUGACACAUGUUUUCCAUGAAGACGACCAUCUAGCAUUCAUGGACAUUGACUAUUCCUCUUUCCAAUCUUCAAACUUGAAUUUGGGAUCUCAAGCUGAUUUACAGACUGCAUACAAUGGCUUCUUAAGACCACAUUCUUCAUCAAAUGCUGUCAGAGGACCAGGUCAGAGAAGAUGGAGGGUCCUUUCGAGUAUUCUGAGAUGGUUUCAGGUAAGGAGGCUGGUGAGGAGACCUUCCUGCCCACCGAUUCAAAGAUAUUAUUAGCUUAUAUUAGUUGGAGAUUUGCAAAUAUUAGAGCUAGAAGUUAUGUUGCCUUCAACCAGGACUUUGUGUGCUUCUAUGAUGUCGUGGCAAGAGGUACGAGGUCUUGUUGGUUGUAUAUAUCACCUGUAUAUUUAGGCAACUCUUGAAGGCUACUUUUGGUAUAGGAAUACCAAGUCAUCGAGUAAUGGUGUAUCCUAUGUGUCGCUUGAUGAUUGGCUGGGCUGGGACUGUGAACGAAAUGGCGGUCUUGGUUCUUUUUUCCAACUUUAGGGGGAUUGGUUAUGUAAAUAUUGAAGCCCUGUUCUGAGAAAGUAGGUGUUAAGAUUAGGUGCUACGAAUGUUACAAAUGAUUGAAGCCAAAAUCUUUUCAGCUUAUACUUUGUAUAGAAGCAUUUCUGUGAACAAUAGAGCCCGCUAAACUUUACGUUUAAGUUCGAGGCUCACAAUCUGAUGAGAAGAUAAUAAUUGUUGCAUUACUAGUGAUCUAAUGAGUUAGUUCAGUUUUUGCAUGUAGUAUUUCUAUAACAUUUCUUUAUGAAUUUGUUGUUUUGGCA
Beta vulgaris subsp. vulgaris (sugar beet) is the source of this 2755-nucleotide messenger RNA. RefSeq lists its product as hypothetical. NCBI's taxonomy places the organism in Eukaryota, Viridiplantae, Streptophyta, Magnoliopsida, Caryophyllales, Amaranthaceae. The transcript has 7 exons. Bases 519 to 2201 code for a protein of 560 amino acids. Gene Ontology annotation, biological process: regulation of salicylic acid biosynthetic process. Gene Ontology annotation, molecular function: sequence-specific DNA binding; calmodulin binding; DNA-binding transcription factor activity. The record is from RefSeq and is a predicted model, not a curated record. Gene Ontology annotation, cellular component: nucleus.